Molecule: messenger RNA, 804 nt
Organism: Physeter macrocephalus (sperm whale)
Lineage: Eukaryota; Metazoa; Chordata; Mammalia; Artiodactyla; Physeteridae
Gene: GHRL
Product: ghrelin and obestatin prepropeptide
Biological process (GO): gastric acid secretion; negative regulation of inflammatory response; positive regulation of growth hormone secretion
Cellular component (GO): extracellular region
Molecular function (GO): growth hormone-releasing hormone activity; ghrelin receptor binding
Source: RefSeq, a predicted model, not a curated record
AUGCGUGCCCACCCCAGCCUGCACCCCGUCCACAGCCGGGGGUGGGCAGCGAGCCCUUCUGAGCCCCGAGGCCAAGAGGCAUCAGUUCAGGUGGCCCGCAAGGGCGAAGGCCUCCAGCGGUGCCCUCGCUUCAAAGCCCGGCUCCACUUCUGCCGCCUGGAUCAUGGAGCCCUUCCGACCCUCCCAGCCCGAGCCCAGCCAGAAGUGAGCUCCUCCUCUGAAACGCCAGAACGUCUACGCAGACGACUCACCGAGCCCUUCAGAGUCACCACCUGGGCAUCCCGUGGGAUGAGCCGCUGCGGGCGUCCGAGGCCGUGCCCCCCCGGGGACGUGUGCAGCCCGCUGCCCCUCAGCGUGCUCUGCGUGGACCUGGCCAGGGCGGGCUCCGGCUUCCUGAGCCCCGAACACCGGGAAGAGCAGCAGAGAAAGGAAUCCAAGAAGCCGUCAGCCAAACCGAAGCCCCGGGCCCUGGAAGGCUGGCUCGACACAGAAGUCAGAAGUCAGGCGGAAGGCGCAGGGGACUAGCUGGAAAUCCAGCUCAGCGCCCCCUUUGACGUUGGGAUCAAGCUGGCAGGGGCUCAGUCCCACCAGCACGGCCAGAACCUGGGGAAGUUUCUUCAGAACGUCCUUUGGGAAGACGCCAGCGGUAAAUCCUUUCUCCAGUUUCCUCCGAGUCCCAAUGUGAGUCCGCCUAUGGGUGACAAAACAGAAGUUUUCUUCCCCAUCCCUGCCUCUCAAAAGAGCUUCUAAUUCCUCUUUCCUCAAUACAGUCUUCCCUCAGUACCUGCGGGGGACUGGUUCCAG